This is a messenger RNA of Pseudoliparis swirei, 3350 nucleotides long. RefSeq names its product VPS51 subunit of GARP complex (gene vps51). The record is from RefSeq and is a predicted model, not a curated record. Lineage: Eukaryota; Metazoa; Chordata; Actinopteri; Perciformes; Liparidae. Gene Ontology annotation, biological process: Golgi vesicle transport; retrograde transport, endosome to Golgi; endocytic recycling. The transcript is spliced from 11 exons. Gene Ontology annotation, cellular component: membrane; EARP complex; GARP complex. Bases 229 to 2724 code for a protein of 831 amino acids.
CUGACGUCAAGCUAGCUGCUUAUGUAUCGGGAGGAAUAUGCUAUUUUCCUCUUAAUUAUUUGGAAUAAGCGCUCUUAUUAAGGGCAAACGGCUAAGCGACACGAAUACCAGUCACGCAAGAAGUUAACGUGUCAAAGAAGUAACUGUCAGUUUCCUCCUUCCGACUGGACGCCCCCGUCAUCUGUCUUUAUUGUCGCCUGUUCGUUUCUCAGCUGGCCAGCGGGCAGUAUGGACGCUGAGGCGGACGGCUCGGUGGCGGGGUCCGAGUCCGAGGACUCCGGCAAGAAGCACAGGGUGCACGGCAUGCUGAAGAUGUACUACGGGAUGAACGAGGAGGGAAAGACCGCGGAGAUGGCGAAGUCCUUGGAUCCGUGCGACAUCAACGGGCCGCAUUUUGACCACGAGGUGUUCCUCAACAAGCUCAGGAGGGAGUGCUCCCUUGCAGAGUUGAUGGACCAGGAGACCUGCAUGGUCAAGCAGAUCCGCUCUUUGGACAGUGACAUGCAGACGCUGGUGUACGAAAACUACAACAAGUUCAUAUCUGCUACAGACACCAUAAGAAAGAUGAAGAACGAUUUUAAAAAGAUGGAGGAUGAAAUGGAUGGCUUGUCCGCCAACAUGGCAGCAAUCACUGAGUUCAGCGCUUGCAUCAGUGGUACUCUGCAAGACCAGCAUGCUCAGAUUACAAAACUCUCAGGGGUUCACACUCUGUUAAGGAAGCUGCAGUUUCUGUUUGAACUGCCUGCCAGAUUAAAUAAGUGUCUGGAGAUGCAGGCCUACGCUCAGGCGGUGCGAUCGCACCGCCGCGCCCGCUGUGUGCUGCAGCAGUACAGCCACCUGCCCUCCUUCAAGGGGAUUCAGGACGACUGUCACGCCAUCAUGGACAAGCUGGCACAGGAGCUUCGACAGAAGUUCAGGGACGGUGGGUCAAGCGCUAAAGAUUUAUCCGAGUGUGUGGAGCUGCUGCUACAGCUGGAUGAGCCAGCCGAGGAGCUCUGCGAUAAAUUCCUGAGCCAUGCAAGGUCUCGACUAGAGUUGGACCUCCAGGGUCUGGAAGCAGAGAUAAGACCGUACCCGUCCCCUUCAGCCGUGAAGGAUGCUCCUGCACGCAGGCUGGGGUCUGCUGCAGCCGCUGGAUCUCCCACUGAUAACACCCCUAAAAAAAGCGCAUUCCCUUCUCCCACCUCCAACACUGACAUCCUGGAAUUCAUUGACAGGGGCUGCAAUGAAUUUGUCAGCAGCUUGUGCUUAGUAAUCACAUCCUAUCAAGAACUGUUUAUCAACCACGCUCAGACAGGCGAGCUGGCCUCCAAAAACAUCCCCCAGAUGGCGAGCGGCAAGUUGAACUCCUUCGUGGACGAUCUGGCUGCUCGCUAUUUCUCGCUCGUGGAGCAGAGGAUUCAAGAGGAGAAAGGCGUGGGAGAUAACUCCCUCCUGGUCCGCGCGCUCGACCGCUUCCACCGCCGGCUUCAGGCCGUAACCAAACUGCUGCCGGGCUCCGCCGUGCCAAACCAGGGGACGGAGAUUGUGAUCCGGGCCGCGACGGAGCGCGUCAAGCAGUACCUGUCGGCCCUGCAGAGCUUCUACAUGGACAGCUUGACAGACGUGCGGCAGGCCCUGGCGACGCCGCGGCUCUCCGCGGCCGGCAGCGGAGCUCUUCUCGGGGGACUGGCCUCCGGCAGAGACGCUCCGAACAGCCUGCCGGAGCUGCUCUCCUCCUUGUCGGCCUCUAUUCUCAAUCAGAUUAAGUCGGUGUUGGCGUCGGUGCAUCUCUUCACGGCGAAGGACAUUGCGUUCUCCAACAAGCCGUACUUUAAGGGCGAGUUCUGCAGCCAGGGUGUGCGUGAGAGCCUGGUGGUGAGCUUUAUACAGUUUGUGUGCCAGUCUUCUCGGCAGUUUUGCGACAGUGCAGGAGAAAAGGGAGGUUCGACCCCUCCGGCCCUUCUGUUGCUGCUGUCUCGCCUCUGCUUGGACUACGAGACCUCUACUAUCUCCUACAUACUCACUCUCACUGAUGAACAGUUCCUCGUGCAGCACCACAGUCCCGUAACACCCGUCACAUCUUUAUGUGCGGAAGCCAGGGAGGCAGCUCAGAAGCUGUUGAACCAUUAUGUAAAGGUUCAGGGCCUGAUUAUCUCCCAAAUGUUAAGGAAAAGCGUCGAAACGCGAGACUGGGUGAACACCAUCGAGCCACGAAAUGUCCGCGCCGUGAUGAAGAGGGUCGUAGAGGACACCACCUCGAUCGACGUGCAGGUCGGCCUUUUGUAUGAAGAAGGCGUGAGGAAAGCGCACAGCAGUGACUCCAGCAAACGGACGUUCUCCGUCUACAGCAGCUCGAGGCAGCAAGCCCGCUACGCCACCAGCUACACCACGAGUGCUCCCAUGGAUACUAAUCUGCUGAGCAACAUACACAAGCUGUUUUCAGAGAGAAUUGACAUCUUCAGCUCCGUGGAGUUCAACAAGGUCUCCGUGAUUACGGGUAUUAUCAAAAUCAGUUUAAAGACAUUCCUGGAGUGUGUUCGCCUGCGCACUUUCGGUCGUUUUGGGCUGCAACAGAUCCAGGUGGACUGCCACUACCUGCAGAUGUACCUGUGGAGGUUCGUCUCCGAUGAGAACCUCGUGCACUUCCUGCUGGAUGAGAUAGUGGGGAGCUCCGCCCACCGCUGCCUGGAUCCCGCCCCGAUGGAGCAGAGUGUGAUCGAAGUCAUCUGUGAACGGGGUUAAAGCUCAAAGUGCAGCACAGCCGGCCGGCCUUCUCCAAACACCAGAUCACUACAGACAGAAUUACAACUUACACUGGAAUCGUACAUCCACAUUGAAAGACUGUCUCUUACAGAAUUACUGGAAACUGUUCAAUGUAUUGCUCUAGAUUCAUACUAUACUCUAAAAAUGUACUUUAACUUCUGUAGGACCAUUAAGAAAUCUUCCAACACUAAAGAAAAUAGGACGUUGAGUUGUUUUGUGUUGUCAAAAAAGAUUCAAUGAAUUUGAGAUCCAACAUUAAAUUCCAGGCACUUGCUGUACAAAGUGCACAUGAGCCUCGAGUACUUGGGUUUAAUAUUACUAUAGUAAGUUAAAAACAAAAGAAUAUGAGAAAAGAAACCCCUCUCAUUUUGCCUAUCUGCAAAUAUAGAAAUAAAUAAAUUAUCGAUUAUAACAGCAGGACAUCACAUGUUCAAGGAAAUGUGUUUAAAGUGAACACAGAAUAUUAAUGACUAAAGAGAAAAGUCCUGUCUCCUGUAAUAUUCAAUUCUGUUAUUUUUUUUUGCUGAAUGAUUUGCAAUCUGAAUGCCAUCUGAUUAUGUAAUCCAUGUUUAGCAUUAAAGUAACGACAUUAGAUUUACUGCUAA